CUUUGGCCCUUAGCAGCCCUUAGCAACCAUAUACCGAUCAAAUAUAUUGAUUGAAUAUACUCGAGAAUUUAGGUUUAAUAAUUCUUUUAAUUUAGUUAUUUGAUAGUGAAUCCAGUAAAAUGAUUAAUACAUCAGAAAAUAGACAAAUGCAAGAAGAAACUACUGACAAAUCCGAAGACAUAUCUGAUAUGUCACAAGAUGCUCAACAACGAAAACUAGCAAGAUGUAUUCGUAUUCAAAAAAGAUUAUAUGUUGAAAAUGAACACAAUGACAUGGAAGAUGAAGAAAUUAUUGUUGUUACUGAAACAGAAAAACAAAUUAAUGAAAGUGAUGAAUUGUUAGAAAAAUUAAUCAUCGAAGGUGAAGAAAUUGUUUCAAAUAUUCGAGUUGCUAAUGAUGCACGUGAAAAUCAAAGACGUGAAGAUUUUAUUGCUGUACGUAGUAAUUUACUUGAACGAUUGAAAAAAGAAGCUGAAAUUUCAACAAAAAAAUAUCAAGAAAUUGAAAAACAAUGGUCAUCAAUACUUGAAUUAAAUGAUCCACUUGACAUUUAUAAUGAAAUUGAAUUGCAAAAAAAUGAAAGAUGCACAAAACUAUUGGCCCAAAAAGAUGUUAUUAUUGAUGAAUUAAAAAAAGAAAUUAAAAAUGCUGAUGAAAUUUUUCAACAAGAUCAAAAACAACAGAGUGAUGAAAUUAAUUUGUUGAUUGAAAGAAUUGAUACUCAGAUCAACACAAUUUCUAAAGCAUAUCGUCAAGAACUAAUAUUUAUUGAGGAUACAUUAAAAAAUGAACGAACUAAUAUUUUAAAAAAUAUCACCAAAGAGUGGAAUGAUUUAUUUGAAAAAGGUCGUAAUGAAGAAAUGAAAGGAGUUGAAAAACGUCGUGAAAUAAUGAGUGAUUAUGAAAAACAAAUGGAUAAUGUAUUAACAGAAAAUCAAGAACAAUAUAAAUCUAGAAAAAAAUAUCUUGAAAUUGAAUGUCAAAAUCUUCAACAAGAAGUACAAAAUAUGAAAGUAUUAUGUAUGAUGAAUAUUGAAAAAUUAGAUUACAGUUAUGCUGUAUUAAAACAUCGUGAAGAUGAAAAUAUAAUUGUUAAAAAUCAACAAAAAAAAAGAAUAAAUAAAUUAUAUGAUACAAUGAAUAGUUUAAAAAAAUUACAUUCAGAUAUGAAAAUUAAAACAGAUAUUAAAAUUGAAAAAAUUCAAGAACAAGUAUUAAAAUCACAAAAAAAUAUACAACAAUUAAAAGCUAAAUCAAAUUAUUUUAUAAUUAAUAAUGAUAAACAAUUUAUGCAAAUUUGGGAAAUGAAUAAAAAUAUUGCAAAUGAUUUAGUAGAAGAAAUAUUAAAUGCAGAUAAAAUAAUACAUGAAAAAAUAUUAGCUAUUAAUCCAGAACCUUGUGAAGAAGAUAUUUUUAAAAAUGAUUAUUUUCCAUUAAAUCAUGAGCCAAUAAAAUCUGAAGAAAAAAAUACAGAUAAUUUAGAAAAGUUAUCCAAUUUAAAAAUAAUAUCAUCACAAGAAACAAAAGAUCAAGAUAAAAAAUUAUUGAAUGAUAUGAUUAAAAAAAUAUCUGAUAAAACAAGCUUUUUAGUUGAAGAUAAAACAAAUGAAUUGUUAUUAUCAUAUGGAGAAUUAAAUAAAAUUAUAAUAAAACUUGAUAUUGUUUUUCAAUCAUUAAAUAUAACAUCAAUUGAUCAAAUAAAUUUAUUGAUGGAAUAUUUUCUACCAUAUACAUUUUGUCCAACAUGUGAUGAACUAAUAAAUAAACCCCCAACUCCUGAAAAAUCUGAGGAAUCAAAAAUACUUACAAAGUGUCAUGAAAAUUUACCUGCUCGAACAAAACAAUUGAUUGAUAAUGUCCAAAAAAUAUUACCACAUCAAAUUGAAAAUAAUCAACUUGUUUUGAUGACUGAUAAAAAUAUUGAGCAAGUUAAAAAUAAAGAAUUCAAUUGUUCUAAAGAUCAUGUUCUUGAAAUUGAAACGAAACAUGUCAUAAAAGCUCUGAAGGAAUUUAUUGAAAAAUAUCAUGAAGAUAUAAAACAUGAAAUACCACAAGAUUAUAAAAAACAAAAUACUUCAAAGAAUAUUUCAGAAAAAGAAAUUAAUGAAUAUUGGAAAAAAUAUGAGAAUAUAUUUACAGAUGAAAAAAUAAAACUUUGGGAUGGUUUAGUGGAUGGUUUACAUAUGUAUCGUGGAAUAUUAAAAGAAAGACAAAAAUUAAUUAAUGAAACUGAGUCAUUGUAUGAACAAAAUUUGGAACUUUGUCGUCUUCUUGAUACUUACAAAGAUAAACCAAAAACAUGUGGCAUUAAAAAAGCUCCAACUACAGCAGAUAGUCAAAAAUCAUAAACAACACAAUUGAAAAGAAAAAAAAAAAAAAAGAGAUAAUUAAAA
Aphidius gifuensis is the source of this 2393-nucleotide messenger RNA. Its product is annotated as dynein regulatory complex protein 1. The record is from RefSeq and is a predicted model, not a curated record. Gene Ontology annotation, biological process: regulation of cilium movement; axonemal dynein complex assembly; cilium-dependent cell motility. Gene Ontology annotation, cellular component: axonemal dynein complex; axoneme. Bases 120 to 2348 code for a protein of 742 amino acids. NCBI's taxonomy places the organism in Eukaryota, Metazoa, Arthropoda, Insecta, Hymenoptera, Braconidae. The transcript is spliced from 5 exons.